Messenger RNA from Tarenaya hassleriana, 4211 nucleotides. Its product is annotated as stromal processing peptidase, chloroplastic-like. The coding region runs from base 117 to 3929 and encodes 1270 amino acids. Gene Ontology annotation, molecular function: metal ion binding. The record is from RefSeq and is a predicted model, not a curated record. The transcript has 25 exons. NCBI's taxonomy places the organism in Eukaryota, Viridiplantae, Streptophyta, Magnoliopsida, Brassicales, Cleomaceae.
AUCGUGGAAAAAAAAAAGUGUGCGAUAGCAAGCGGUGAAUCAACGUAGCAACCUCCUCUCCCUCUUCUUUCGUCAUCUCUAUUCUUCUUUCUAUAGGAGUUCGCCGUUAGGGGGCGAUGGCGUCGUCGUCGAUAUCCAUUGUUUCCGGCGUUAAACUAUCUCAGAUUGGCGUAGCUCCGUUCAACCCGGGCGACGGUGGCCCAAGAUGUCGGAGUGGGAAGCAGAGUAGAGUUAGGUUCCAUUCGGCGUAUUCGCGCCUCACUCUCUCGCCAUCGGCAGCUCCGAGUCGUAUUCGCGCCGAAGCUCAGUCAUUUCUUCUCUCUACAUGUCCCAGGUGGGCGCAAGAAACUUUAAGAAUCCGGCGAUGGAAGAGGAACAGUGCUGUGGGUAUUACUAAGACAUCAUUUCCUCAGGGAAGUGAUUUCUGUCUUACCUGUAAAAAUCGCUGUUCCGGGAACAGAAGAUCAAUACCAAGAGCCUUUCUAGACAGAACUGCGUUUAGUUUGUUGAAGUCUCGCUCGAACACUUCAUUGAGAAAGAAUCCUCAGAUUCUCAAUGCAACCGUGGGGCCAGAUGAGCCUCACGCUGCGGGUACAGCCUGGCCGGAUGGCAUUGCUGCGGAGAGACAAGAUGUGGACUUGCUUCCUCCUGAGAUAGACAGGGCAGAGUUGGAGGCAUUUCUUGCGUCUGAACUUCCUUCUCACCCAAAGUUGCAUCGGGGACAACUGAAAAACGGGCUUCGUUAUCUCAUCUUGCCAAACAAAGUUCCACCAAAUAGAUUUGAGGCACACAUGGAAGUUCAUGUAGGCUCAAUCGAUGAGGAAGAUGAUGAGCAAGGAAUAGCUCAUAUGAUAGAACAUGUUGCAUUCCUCGGGAGCAAGAAGCGUGAGAAACUUCUGGGUACAGGUGCCCGCUCUAAUGCCUACACUGAUUUCCACCAUACAGUAUUUCAUAUCCAUUCCCCAACCCAUACAAAGGAUUCUGAUGGCAACCUGCUGCCACAUGUGCUCGAUGCCUUGAAUGAGAUUGCUUUUCACCCAAAAUUCCUCUCUUCCCGAGUUGAGAAAGAAAGGCGUGCCAUACUUUCUGAACUUCAGAUGAUGAAUACAAUUGAGUAUCGCGUUGACUGCCAGUUGUUGCAACAUCUUCAUUCUGAAAACAAGCUGAGUAAAAGGUUUCCAAUUGGAUUGGAGGAGCAGAUUAAGAAAUGGGAUGUUGACAAAAUUAGGAAAUUUCAUGAGCGGUGGUACUUCCCAGCAAAUGCCACACUAUAUAUUGUUGGCGAUAUCAAUAACAUUGCCCAGACAGUUCACCACAUUGAAGCCGUUUUUGGGCAAACUGGUGUGGAGAAUGAAGCAGCUUCCCCUCCCCCUACUCCUAAUGCCUUUGGUGCCAUGGCUAGUUUUCUUGUUCCUAAACUCCCAGUUGGCCUUGCUGGAACUUUAUCCCAAGAGAGACCAAAUUCUGCUGAUCAGUCUAAAAUUAUUAAAAGGGAAAGGCACGCAGUUCGUCCCCCAGUUGACCAUAAUUGGUCCCUUCCUGGAAAUAGUGUUGAUCUGAAGCCUCCUCAGAUAUUUCAGCAUGAGCUUCUUCAAAAUUUUGCUAUUAACAUGUUCUGCAAGAUACCUGUAAACAAGGUACGGACGUUUGGGGACUUACGAAAUGUUCUGAUGAAGCGAAUAUUUCUAUCUGCUCUACAUUUUCGGAUUAAUAUGAGAUACAAGAGUUCAAACCCACCUUUUACGUCGGUUGAACUAGACCAUAGUGAUUCUGGAAGGGAAGGAUGCACUGUUACAACUCUUACUGUGACUGCAGAGCCCAAGAACUGGGAAAAUGCAGUGAAGGUUGCUGUCCAAGAGGUUCGAAGGCUCAAAGAGUUUGGUGUUACUAAGGGAGAACUUACACGUUACAUGGAUGCUCUGCUAAAAGACAGUGAACACCUUGCAGCCAUGAUUGAUAAUGUGUCAUCGGUUGAUAACCUUGAUUUUAUAAUGGAAAGUGAUGCACUAGGGCACAGAGUCAUGGAUCAGAUGCAAGGACAUGAGACCUUGGUUACUGUAGCUGGAACAGUUACGCUUGAAGAGGUAAAUACAAUUGGUGCUGAGGUGUUAGAAUUCAUCUCUGAUUUUGGAAAGCCUACUGCACCCCUCCCUGCAGCAAUUGUUGCAUGUGUCCCCACAAAGGUGCAUGUCGAUGGAGUUGGUGAGACUGAUUUCAGCAUAUCUCCAAGCGAAAUAGUUGCUGCUAUCGAAUCAGGGUUACAGGCACCUAUUGAGGCCGAGCCUGAGUUGGAGGUGCCAAAAGAAUUGAUCUCUACACUACAACUGCAAGACCUAACCUUGAAGCAAAAGCCAUCUUUUGUCCCGCCUAUUCCUGAAUCAGAUGUCAUCAAAGUUCAUGAUAGGGAAACUGGGAUCACUCAGCUUCGCCUCUCANUCGACAUUCCUGUAAAUUACAAGAUUUCAAAGACCGAAUCUCGAGCAGGUGUCAUGCGGCUUAUUGUUGGUGGUGGACGAGCUUCUGAAACUUUUGAUUCUAAAGGAGCCGUCGUUGUUGGUGUUCGGACUCUGAGUGAAGGUGGUCGAGUUGGAAACUUUUCGAGGGAGCAGGUGGAACUUUUCUGUGUAAAUCAUUUAAUAAACUGCUCGUUGGAGUCAACCGAGGAGUUCCUUGCCAUGGAGUUUCGUUUUACUCUGAGAGACAAUGGAAUGUGUGCAGCUUUUCAGUUGCUUCACAUGGUACUUGAGCAUAGUGUCUGGUUAGAUGAUGCAUUUGACCGAGCACGACAACUAUACCUGUCAUAUUACCGUUCAAUUCCUAAAAGCUUGGAGCGCGCAACUGCUCAUAAACUCAUGACCGCAAUGUUGAAUGGCGAUGAACGAUUUGUUGAGCCAACACCCAAGUCAUUGCAGAGCUUGAGCCUGGAGUCUGUGAAAGAUGCAGUCAUGAAGCAGUUUGUUGGGGGCAAUAUGGAGGUUAGCAUUGUGGGAGACUUCUCAGAGGAGGAAGUUGAAUCUUGCAUCCUCGAUUACCUUGGUACAGUUAGACCUACCCAUGAUUCUCACAAACUACCAGAGUCAGAACCAAUUGUUUUCCGGCCACCAUCAGCUGGUUUGCAAUUUCAGCAGGUUUUCUUGAAGGAUACUGACGAGAGAGCAUGUGCGUACAUUGCUGGACCUGCACCAAAUCGUUGGGGCUUUACCAUUGAUGGGGAAGAUCUUUUUGAGUCUGUUGGGAAACUUCCUGUUGCUCAUGAUGGACUUUUGCAACCUGGCGAACAGUCAUCAGAGGGUAGCGGUGGAGAAUUGCAAAGAAAACUCCGUGCACACCCUCUUUUCUUUGGUAUUACAAUGGGUCUUUUGGCAGAAAUCAUCAACUCAAGGCUUUUUACGACAGUAAGAGAUUCCCUUGGACUGACAUAUGACGUAUCAUUUGAACUAAACCUGUUUGAUAGGCUUAAGCUUGGGUGGUAUGUGAUAUCUGUUACAUCAACCCCUGGCAAGGUAUAUAAGGCUGUUGAUGCCUGCAAGAGUGUUCUGAGAGGUUUUCAUAGCAACCAAAUCGCUCCGAGGGAAUUGGAUAGGGCGAAGCGGACUCUUCUUAUGAGACAUGAAGCUGAACUCAAGUCUAAUGCAUACUGGCUUAACCUAUUAGCUCACCUGCAAGCUUCCUCUGUUCCAAGAAAGGACAUAUCAUGCAUUAAAGAGCUUACUUCAUUAUACGAAGCUGCUUCUAUUGAGGAUAUAUACCUGGCUUAUAACCAACUAAAAGUGGACGAGGAUUCUCUGUAUUCUUGCAUCGGGAUUGCAGGCGCUCAGGCUGGUGAAGAAGGUGCUGGUUUGCCAGAAGCAGAAGAACCAGGAGAGGCUUUCCAAGGAGUUAUUCCGGUGGGGCGGGGCUCAUCCAUGACGACACGGCCGACGACAUAACAGGACCCUUUUCAUGUCAAAAUUUCACUGUAUUAUUACAUCCCAAACCUCAGCAAAGGUAUUCUCCUCAUUCUUCCAUGGACUUUUUGUUUUCACGAGAAAUAUUCAUAUAGGGGUUUGAGCUAAAAGGAAAUCCAAAGAACUUCAACUUAAUUGUCUUCCUGAAGAAAACUUCUAAGACAUGCCCUCCCAAUGUGGAUAAUAUCCGUAAAACAGGGGAGGCUGCCAAACAGAGGAGUGUUGUUCACAGCAUCUAUCUAUAUAUUUUAUUUUUUAUUAAUA